Molecule: messenger RNA, 581 nt
Organism: Coccinella septempunctata (seven-spotted ladybird)
Lineage: Eukaryota; Metazoa; Arthropoda; Insecta; Coleoptera; Coccinellidae
Gene: ND-B22
Product: NADH dehydrogenase [ubiquinone] 1 beta subcomplex subunit 9
Exons: 3
Coding region: 78-518 (146 amino acids)
Biological process (GO): mitochondrial electron transport, NADH to ubiquinone
Source: RefSeq, a predicted model, not a curated record
GUUUGAACUUUUUAUGACUUUUCGAGGUUAGGUUGCCAAAAUCAAAAUCUUUGCUAAUUUGAUAACUUUUUCUGAAAAUGUCUGUAGGAAUACCAGUUUUAGGCCUCGUUUCCCAUACGAGAAAAGUUCAGAGUUUAUAUAAAAGAGUAUUAAGAAAUUUGGAAAAUUAUUAUGAUAAAAGAGAAGUCUAUCGUUAUCAUGCUGUAAUUAUGAGGGCCGAAUUUGACAAAAAUAAAGACAUAAAAGAUAUAAGGGUCGCUAGGGAGUUACUCCAUCAAGGGGAAGAAAAUUUGUUUCAAAAAAUGCAUCCGAUACAAAAGAAAUUUCCAGAGUCUCCUGGUGGUGUAGCAUACGGUAGGGAGGUUCCAUCACCUGAUUGGGUCUUAGAUUAUUGGCACCCAUUGGAAAAGGCCCAAUACCCUGAAUAUUUUGCGAAGCGUGAAGAGAUGAAGAAAGAAUAUGUGAAAUUAUGGGAAAAACUAUAUAAAAAUGUGCCAGAUAAGAAGUUUCAUAAUUGAAUAAAAUUAAACGUUCUUCUUGAUAGGAAUGAUAGGACUAAAUGAAUAAAGCAUUGUGGUUAA